Molecule: messenger RNA, 543 nt
Organism: Seminavis robusta
Lineage: Eukaryota; Bacillariophyta; Bacillariophyceae; Naviculales; Naviculaceae
Source: the annotation of a GenBank genome assembly
AUGAACCGACUGUUGUGUGGUACUAGUAUUACUAGUCGAGGACCACUCCUAUUCUUGGCCACCGUCACAGCAGCAGCCACCACCAACAACAAGACGAACAAAACAGAGAAUGAAGCCAACAAAAAAGAAGAAGAAACCUUGAAUGGUCGCACGGGAUUACUCUUUCUGGGGACCGGGUCGUCGACGGGAUGUCCCAAACCACUCUGUACCAUGAUCUUUGGCUUAAACAACAACAAUAAUAACACUACGCCAGCAACACAAAUAGACCCCAAGUUGAAAGCAGAGUUUCAGCAUCGCUGUCAAACGUCCAUGGCAGCCAUUCAAGGAGGAGAUCCCAAACACAACAAAAACUAUAGAAACAAUCCAGCCUUGCUUUUGUCACUCUGCAACACUGAUACUGAUACUGAUACAGACAAUACUACUACUACUACUAGUAGUGAUCAGAAAUGCCACAAUAUCCUGAUUGAUGCCGGCAAGACGUUUCGAGAAGCAGCGCUACGAUGGUUUCCCGAACAUCAAAUUCAAACAUUGGAUGCCAUUAUU